AGGGCGCGCUGGAGCGAGCAAAGAUGGCGCCGUCCCAGAAGAACAUUUAUUUUGUUUUUUUCCGAUCCUUUUUGUGAAGCAUUUACAACCCGUGUAUCACAUUGAAAGGUUGCAGUUUUUAUGAAAUACUGUCUGAUUGAAUCAGUUUCCUCUUAUUAACAAAAAAAGGAAGACUUACCAUAAAAUCAAUGCACAAAUAGUACAAUUUUUCUGUAAUGAGGUGUUUCAACAGCGUCGUCUGCUCGGCAUUUGUGGUUUGUUUAUUUUGGUUACAAACCAGUUUUUGUCACCAAACAAUAAACAAUGAACAAACUUUGCCAGCUAAAUUGAAGGAACAAAUUGCUUUAGUUGGUAAAGAAGACAUGAAUGCAGAUUGCUGUAGUGUAACUCCAACCGAUAUUCAAUUGACAAGAUCUACUAUUAAAAAAGGCUUUCACAGGGACGUCCAAACCUCAUUGCGAGUGCUUCUUGACCCCAGACACAGAUGCACAACAUGUCGGGUUCUGAUGAUAGAGAGUCUACCCAAGGGUCUGUAUGUUGAUCUGUAUCAGGCAGAAGCUUCUGCCCUGUUUGGCGGUCCUCAGAUUUUGGCAUUUGAGGACAUUGACCUUGAGAAACCAGCCUACCUCUCCAGAGCACACACCAUCCUUGUGUAUCCUCCUAAAGUAUCCUAUAUAACACCUUCAAGUCCAUCCCAUCUACACAACGACAACGAUAUGGUAAAUUUCACUAGUGAGAUGACGGUCCAUCUAAGAUACCACAGGCCAUCAGACCACCCAGAAAUCCAAUCUGCCAUAGUGAUUUUGCAGGCUCCAUAUCUCUUAAUGCGUUGCAGAGAAGUAUCAAGCGGUAGAUCUUCUACCGCUACAGACAAGACUGGUGGCAAGACUACAGUACAGCUCUACAAAGCUCCUUGUGAUGGAACAAACAAGACACUCUGCAACUGGCAACUUCUACCUCUGAAUAACAGGGAGAGCAAGGAGCUCUACUUUGAUGUUGCAGUGGGGCAGACGAGUCACACAUUUGUUGUUGUCACAGUUACUAUACUAGCCACUGCAGUCAGCACAGUCAGUCUACUCUUUGUCAUGAGUCGGAGUACUGAAAAGAGCAAACCAGACUGAGCAAGCAGUGUGGUGGUGUACUCGAUCGACAAUACCACCAUCUUUCUCCCUUAACAGUGGUUCGCUCUGGCCAAAUGCCAGUAAAAACAUGUGAGGACCAGUCCAAAUUACUAUUGGUAAUUACUCAAAACAAUUAUUAUAAAAACCUUUCUUGGUGACGAGUAAUGGGGAGAGUUUGAUGGUA
Messenger RNA from Asterias rubens (European starfish), 1305 nucleotides. Its product is annotated as phosphatidylinositol-glycan biosynthesis class X protein-like. Gene Ontology annotation, biological process: GPI anchor biosynthetic process. The transcript has 6 exons. The record is from RefSeq and is a predicted model, not a curated record. Bases 216 to 1121 code for a protein of 301 amino acids. NCBI's taxonomy places the organism in Eukaryota, Metazoa, Echinodermata, Asteroidea, Forcipulatida, Asteriidae. Gene Ontology annotation, cellular component: endoplasmic reticulum membrane.